This is a messenger RNA of Onthophagus taurus, 628 nucleotides long. RefSeq lists its product as uncharacterized. Lineage: Eukaryota; Metazoa; Arthropoda; Insecta; Coleoptera; Scarabaeidae. The record is from RefSeq and is a predicted model, not a curated record.
UUUUAAUUUUAUUAAUUAUAAUAAUUAAAAAUUUUAUAACAACCUAUGGAGACGAUUUAGAUUCGAAAGACGUUCUUCAAAGACGAAAGAGAUGGUUAGUUUGGGAAGAUGGAAUUAAUUGGGUUCAAAUGGUAAUUGGUAUUGGUCUCCCUGUCGAUGUUCCUCAUCACAGUGUCACGUGGGGUGUCGUUUUUAGAAGUUAUUAUCUUCUUCCAACUAAUGCUAGUCAAUUCACAAACCCUUUAGCUUAUAAUGAUGUAUCUAGAAAGAAAAGAACCCCGACAAGAUGGGAUUUAUAUUCAGCUUUAGAAUAUUUUUCAGAGAGUUCUGGAUUAGGUAACGGUCGAGCUUGUUUAUUACGAUCAAUUUGCGAAAUUUCAUCAACUCCUUUAGAAACAAGAAAUGGGUUAUUAUCGGAAAUUCUCCAUUUACUCCUUACUCCAUCAUCAACUGAAGAAAUUCCUAUAUCCCAUAGUGACCACGAAUAUUGGGCAGCGGAGAAACUGGGAAAAGAAACUGAAAACUGCGCGAUCCUCUUUCCCGAGUGUUCCGGAAGCUUGGUGGCGCGGUUUACGAGACUAGCGAAAGGAUUUAUGUAAUAAAUUGCCAAGGAAUAAAGCGAAUUAUG